This is a messenger RNA of Lodderomyces pseudojiufengensis, 501 nucleotides long. RefSeq lists its product as uncharacterized. Bases 1 to 501 code for a protein of 166 amino acids. Gene Ontology annotation, biological process: mitochondrial electron transport, NADH to ubiquinone. NCBI's taxonomy places the organism in Eukaryota, Fungi, Ascomycota, Pichiomycetes, Serinales, Debaryomycetaceae. The transcript has a single exon. The record is from RefSeq and is a predicted model, not a curated record.
AUGUUUAAUUCUGACUGGAAAAAUACAGAGGAAACUCCAUUACCAAAUAAUAUACCCGAAGUAGAUGAAGUUGGAGCAACUUCUGCUCCAUUAUUAUCUGCCUCAUAUUACAUUGGAGAUAGAUGUAAACCAUAUAAUGAUGAUUUCAUGUUGUGUAAAGAUGAAAAUAAUGGAGGAGCAAUAGAUUGUUUAAAAGAAGGAAGAAGAGUAACAAGAUGUGCUAUAUCGGUAUUAAAAGAUUUAAAUAAAUAUUGUUUCGAUGAAUUUAAAUUACAUUAUGAUUGUUUAGAACAAAAUAAUCAAUAUUUUAGUCGUUGUCGUUCGAGUGAAAAAUUACUAGGUAAAUGUGUAUUUGAUAAUUUAAAAUUAGUGAAAAAAAUUCCUGGAGUUAAAGAACAAAUUCAAGAUAAACCAAAUCCAAUAUAUAAAACUAGUUCCAAAGAUGUUAAAUUAACUAAUCAAUUUAUACAACUGGAGGAAAAUAAACAAAAAUCUAGCUAG